CGUGACUUUUCUUACUCCCCACUUCUUCUCCCCUCCUUGCAUGUGUUGUGAUUUUAAGCAUACAUAUAUAUUUGUAAAUUUAUGAAACGACGCAAAUAUGGAUGCUCACGAUCUAUUUAAGAAACUAUCCAACGGAGUCAGAUUUAACAGAAAAAAAUUCGGACCGUCUGUAGCCCAUGCAGAGAAACCGCUUGGUCCAGUUCAAGUGAAAAAAGAGGAGGUAUUCAAUGCUGCAGAAGAAUGGAUGAAAGCAGGGAGUGAUGCUGGCUCUGAUGAUGAUGAUGAUGCAGAUCCAAAGAAAAGUUUGGAUUCAGGCAGUGAUGAGGAUGACAGUCAUGGGGAAUAUGAUGACAGUGAUGACGACGAUGAUGACAACGAUGACGAUGACGAUGACAGUCCCAACGAGAGUCAGCAAGAAAUGCCUCGGAAAAACAGACGACAUAAUGGAAGUGAACUUGAUUUGGAAGAUGAAGUUAAAGUGAUACAAGACAAUGAUAAGCCUCUUACUCUUCUUGGAGAUAUGUCUUCUGACCAAAGUGGUAAACUUAUCACUGUUAAAAAGGAAAAAAAACUGCAUAAGAAAAAGUUAUCUCCUGAAGAGAAGUUGAAAGCUCAAGAAGAAGAAAGAAUUAAUGCUAUUCGGAAGAAGCUCCGAUUAUCUAUUAGUGGCGAUGGUGUUCCUGCCCCAAUUGAAUCAUUUGACGAUUUGCAAACAAUUUAUGGUGUAUCCUCCAAUCUGAUUAACAACCUUCGCAAAUCAGGGUACACUGAACCUACACCAAUUCAGUCUCAAACAUGGCCUGUCAUGCUGAAGAACCGACAAAUACUAGCCUGUGCUCCUACUGGAUCUGGUAAGACGGCUGCAUUUUUGUUGCCAUUACUUCACAAUUUGAGAGGAUUAAGAAGGGAUGGUAUCCGUGCUGUGAUUGUUAGUCCAACAAGAGAAUUGGCCAAACAAACUCAUAGAGAAUGUCAGCGACUUGCAGAAAAUACUGGACUCAAUGUACACAUAAUUAGUAAAGUAAAUUUAACCAAUGCCAAGCUAAACCUUGCAAAGACAAAUAAAUUUGAUAUUCUUAUCACCACCCCCAAUAGGCUUCUUUUUCUCCUGAAUCAGGAACCAGCCAUUAUAUCAUUAAAGAGUGUACAGUGGCUUAUUGUUGAUGAGUCUGACAAAUUGUUUGAAGCAGGCCCAAGGGGUUUUCGAGAUCAACUAGCAGCUAUUUAUCAGGCUUGUGAAUCCAAGAACAUAAAGAGGGGUAUGUUUAGUGCUACUCAUGGAGCUCAUGUAGCAAAAUGGUGCAAGCAAAACCUCAAAGGGUUAAUUGCUGUCACUGUGGGCCACAGGAAUACAACAACAGAUAAAGUGAAGCAGGAACUAGUGUUUGUUGGAGGUGAACAAGGGAAACUGAUAGCUAUGCGAGAAAUGAUCAGUAAGGGUUUACAGCCACCUGUGCUUGUAUUUGUCCAGUCUAAGGACAGAGCAAAGGAGUUAUUCUCUGAGCUUCUUUAUGAUGGAAUUAAUGUUGAUGUUAUUCAUUCAGAGCGCACCCAACUUCAGAGAGACAACGUAGUAAGAAGUUUUAGGGAAGGGAAGAUAUGGGUCCUUAUAUGUACAGAGCUUAUGGGGAGAGGUAUUGAUUUCAAAGGAGUUAAUUUGGUUAUAAACUAUGAUUUCCCUCCUUCUGCUGUAUCAUAUAUUCACAGAAUAGGUAGAACUGGCCGUGCAGGGAGAGAAGGGAGAGCUGUCACUUUUUUCACUGUAUCAGAUUCUGCUAUUUUGAGAAGCAUUGCCACUGUGAUGAAAGAUUCUGGUUGUGAUGUCCCUGCUUACAUGCUUGAAAUGAAAAAAGUGACUAAAAAAGUGCGUCGAGAGCGCGAGAACCAUGCACCUGAGCGUGAAAGUAUAUCUACAGUUCCCUUGAGAGAGAAACAGAAACAGGAGAACUUACAGCGAAAAAUUGAAAAUGGUAAAAGGAGAAAGAAAGGUCUACCUCCUCUACCUGAGAAGCCAAAGGUGAUCAAGAAGAGGAAGGCAGAAGAAUCUAUUUCUGGUGGAAGUAAGAAGAAACGGAAAGUGUCAGGUAAUAACUCAUCUAAAAAGACUGAGAAAAUUCAAGAAGGGCACAGCAAUGGAUCUUCACAGAAGAAAACCAAUUUCAAGAAGAAGAAGAAGAAGAAAUCAGACUCCAAGGCUUAAAAUGUAUUGUUUAAAAGAAAAUCUGUUAUAAUAAAAAAUGAAAACUUUA
Thrips palmi is the source of this 2249-nucleotide messenger RNA. It is a transcript of the gene ais, whose product is annotated as probable ATP-dependent RNA helicase DDX52. Gene Ontology annotation, biological process: maturation of SSU-rRNA. NCBI's taxonomy places the organism in Eukaryota, Metazoa, Arthropoda, Insecta, Thysanoptera, Thripidae. The coding region runs from base 98 to 2200 and encodes 700 amino acids. Gene Ontology annotation, molecular function: nucleic acid binding; RNA helicase activity; ATP binding. The transcript has 12 exons. The record is from RefSeq and is a predicted model, not a curated record.